Messenger RNA from Brassica oleracea var. oleracea, 2660 nucleotides. RefSeq lists its product as uncharacterized. The record is from RefSeq and is a predicted model, not a curated record. NCBI's taxonomy places the organism in Eukaryota, Viridiplantae, Streptophyta, Magnoliopsida, Brassicales, Brassicaceae. Bases 18 to 2522 code for a protein of 834 amino acids. The transcript has 2 exons.
CCAAAGAAGACGUAAAAAUGUCUAGCGAUGAUAAAUCAAAAGAUCAUGAAAAAGAAAUGCUAGUAAAUGCUCAAGAAAAGAGUGAGGAAAGUGAAAAGGAAAUGCAUGCAGAGACUCUAUCAAGGAGUGAGGAAUCAGAUAAAGAAAUGCAAGCAGAUGCUCCAACGAAGAGUGAGGAAUCUGUAAAAGAAAUGCAAACAAAGACUCAUGCAAGGAGUGAAGAAUCUGAGAAAAAAAUACAAGCAGAGGCUCAAGCAAGGAGUGAAGAACCUGAGAAAAAAAUGCAAGCAGAAGCUCAAGCAAAAAGUGAGGAAUCUGAAAAAGAAACGCAAACAAAAGAUCAAGCACAGAAUGAAGAACCAGAGAAAGAAAUGCAAGCAAAGGCUCACAUUGAAAAUGAGGAAUCCGAGAAAGAAAUGCAAGCAGAAGCUCACGCAAAGAGUGAGGAAUCUGAAAAAGAAAUGCAAGCAGAAGCUCAAGCAAAGAGUGCUGAAUCUGAGAAAAGAAAGCACUCAAAGGCUCAAGCAGAAAAUGAAGAUUCCUCGAUAAAAAAGCAAGAAGAAAUUCAAGAAACAAAUGUGGGUGAGAAGAAAGAUCAAGGUGAUCUUAAAGAGGAAGGUUCCGCAGAUGGCAAAACAACUGAAAUCAAAGAAGGUUCUACAGAAGAAGGCUCCAAAGAUGGUGAAACUGUUGAAAACAAUGGAGUUAAUGAAGAAGCCAUGGAAGAACAUUCCAAAGAUGGCAAGGUAGUUGAAACCAAUGGAGGUAAAGAAGAUUCCAUGGAAGAAGGUCCCAAAGAUGAAAAGUUAAUUAAAGAUAAUGAAAACACAACUGAAAUAAGUGGAGGCAAAAAUUCUACGGUGGGAGAUUCUGAUGAUGGUAAGAUAGUGGAAAACAAUGGUGGCAAAGAAGAUUCCCUGGAGGAAGGUGAAGAUGGUAAGCCAGUUGAAAUGCAUGGAGGUAAAAAUUCCACUGAAGAAGUUUCUAAAGAUAGUACGGCAGAAAUUAAUGGCGGUAAAGAAGAUUCAAUAGAAGAAAGCUCUAAGGAUGGUGAUAUAGAUGAAAUAAAUAGUGAUAAAGAAGAAUCCAUGAAGGAAGGUUCUGAAAAUGGUAAGACAGCUGAAAUCGAUGGAAUAAAAGAAGUUCCAAUAGAAGAAGGUUCUAAAGAUGGUAAGACACUUGAGAAUAACAAUAAUAGUACAGAAAAUUCGGUGGAGGAAGGUUCUAAAGAUAGUAAGACAGUAGAAGUCAAUGAAGGCCAAGAUAAAUCCAUGGAGAAAGGUAAUGGAAGUCAAGAAGUAACCAUGGAAGAAGGUUCAAAGGAUGGUAAUACAACUGAACUAAAUGGAAGUAAAGAUAACUCAAUGGAGGAAGGUUUCACAGAUGGUAAUACAGUUGAAACGGAUGGAGUCAAAGAAGAUUCCAUGAAAGAUAAGGCGACGCAGGUUCAAGGAAACAAUAAUAGCUCCACAAGCGAUACAUCAAUGGCGACAGAGGUUCAAGGACAUAAUAGUAGCUCCACAAGCGAUACAUCAACAGAUGUUAAAGGAGACAACAUAUACAUCAAUGAAGAUUCUACAAAGAAUAAGACACUUGAAGCUCAAGGUGGAGGUGCUGGUGACUCAACGAAUGGUGAAACAGAAGAGACUGCAGAGAGUAAUGAUUCCAUGAACAACCAAAACGUGCAGCAUGUUGAAGGAGAUAACAUAGACAUCAAUGAAGAUUCUACAAAGAACAAGACAAUGGAAGCUCAAGGUGGAGGUGCUGGAGACUCAACGAAUGGUGAAACAGAAGAGACUACAGAGAGUAAUGAUACUAUGAACAACCAAAACGUGCAGCAUGGAGAAAACAAUGCAAAUUCCAUAAAUAACCAAACAUCAGAAAGUUCCUCAACGGAAAAAAAAGUGACAACAGAUAUCGAGAGCAGUACUUCAAAAGAAGUCACAAGUUUCAUAUCAAACCUUGAGCACAAAUCACCAGGAACACAAGAGUUCCAGAGCUUCUUCCAGAAGCUUAAAGACUACAUGAAAUACGCAUGGCCGGUAUCUUCAACAUUUGAGGCAACGGACUCAAGAUCCUACAUGAGUGAGAUGACAAAUAUGGCAACAAAAGUCUCGGAUGCUAUGGCUGUCUUGCAAGCCAAGAAACUUGGGUCAGGACUGAUGAAAACAACACUACAAGGAUAUCAACAAGAGGUGAUGAAGACUCUUACCAUCUUGCAAUCGGUUUUGAGCAAAGCAGUAUCGGGACAACAAAGCCAGAACCCUGGCUCCUUGACGCUUACGUUAUCACAACAACAAGCAAUUAAGGAAAUAACUUUGAAAUGGGAACAAGUGAUGUCUCAGUUCGUAAGAGUUGCUACGGAGAGUGAAAAACAAUUUUCAAUGGAGACUUCCACUGGAAACGGCUUUCAUAUGAAAAAGAGUUUUAGCUCUAGCUCUAGUAGUAGCUCGAGUUCAAGCCCGGGUUUGGAUUUCAAUCUCAACAGUGAAAGUCCGGAGAUGGUGGAUGUGAAUAGCUAGAGAGUACAUUAUGUAGAUAAAAAUAUGAUUAUGGUUCAUUAGAAUUUUACACUGUUGUAAAAUAAACCCAAGUCGCCUUGAGGUUUAGACUUUUAAUUCUAGGGUGGGUACAAUAUAGAUCGGAAUACAAAUUGUGAA